GACUGCGUGGGAGGGACUCAGUAGCGUACUAUAGACAGGAGCAGUCCACCUCGCGGCCGCCAAGCCAUUCUGUCGCUCGCUUCUCACCCUCUCCGCCUCCGCCUCCACUGCCGCUCACCGGAGUUGAUCUGCUCCGACGACGACAGCCAUCUAUACAUGUAGAUUAAAGGAGCUGCAGCUGCUUUUGGAGGACAACCCAGUUGCCUUUGAAGUUGAAAAUGACGGUGGUGAAGGUGGAGGAGGUGGCGAAGGCGGACGAGAACCCUGCGCUGGUUGGAGGGCUGGACGAUGAGGCCGAGACGGGGUAUGUCUCGCCCGACGACGACGAAGACGACGAGACCGACAGCGACGGGGACUACGAGAUCCCCAGCGGCGGCGACGGCGUGCCCGAGCUGAGGAAGGGUCCAUGGACGCCCGACGAGGACAAGCGUCUCAAGACCUACGUGGAGGCGCACGGCGAGGGGAACUGGAACAAGGUGCAGCGGAACGCCGGGCUCAACCGCUGCGGCAAGAGCUGCCGCCUCCGCUGGGCAAACCACCUCAGGCCCGAUCUCAAGAAGGGGCCCUUCGACGCUGAGGAGGUCGACAAGAUCAUCAGGUUUCACAUCAUGUGGGGCAACAAGUGGGCCAAGAUGGCCUCCCAUUUGCCUGGUCGCACAGAUAAUGAAAUUAAAAACUAUUGGAAUACCAGAUUGAAGAGGAAUCAGAGACAUGGUUUGCCUAUGUAUCCAGAAUAUAUGCUUUCUCAGGUUAUGCAUCCGCAUCAAGACAUGAACUGUGAAACUCCUGGAGAGUCACCUGGCAAGAAAAAGUUAAAUGAGUAUGCAAAAGAAAAGGUUGUUGACAUGCAUGAUCUUAUAGAUGAGGUAAUGACAUUCCAGCACCUUGACUAUGAUAAGGAUCCAGUGGUUCCAACAAAACCUUUGAAACGCUAUGCAUCUACUGGUAGUCUGCAAAAGCCAGAUGAGACUGAGAAAACCUUUUGUUCCAUUGAUUUGGACUAUAUAUUGACAAAGAGUCAGUCAAUGCCUCUUGGUAGUGCCAUUGCCAGUGGCUAUCCACCAGAGCUCUCUUCAUUCCAAAGUUCCAGCUAUACCCCCCUAAGUAAUGACUGGUUGCUUCAAUGUCCUUCAGCUUCUGUGGAACAACAAAUCAUUCAAUCUCCAGAAUCCAUCUCGUCACAAACCACUGGUCUGCUGGGUGCAAGCGUUCACAACAGUGGUAUACUUGAUGACCCCACAAAGUCUGGAAGAUCUUUUGAAAUACCGAUUCCUAUGGUAUACCCUAUGAUGCAUUCUUCUUCAGUCUUCGGUAACUCUGAACACGAGGGCUGUCCAAUUACUAAAAUUCAAGCUUCAAACUUGUCUUCAGGUUCAGAUGCUGUUUUCAAUCUUGGCCAGUGUUAUCCAGGUGUUAGUUUUUCUGAUCCUGGGAUCCCUGAUACACCACUGGGAGCAAGUUUCUAUACUGCACCACCAGAAGCAAGUUUCUUGAAUGAUACUACACCACUUGAACCAAGUUUCUUGAAUGAUAAUUUGAAGGACCAGUCACAUCUCUACUUGCAGGGACCUAAGUCGUUGACUGAUGGAGGCCAAUGGUUUGAUCCUUGUCACAAGCUUGACUUCCCAGGUCCGUGAGCAGCAGUUUGCACAGUCAGGAUCAGGGCAACAACCAUGAUUAGAUAUUCUUGUCCUACCAUUUUGUUUGAAGGUCACGAGUCUUGCGUAGUUAUAUUUGUUUGGUAUACAUACCUUGAGUGCUUGAACUCCAAAUUUAUUGACUGCUGCAACCAUCUAAACUCAUACUCUUUGAUGUGAUGUGAUUUUUUGGGACAAAAUCAGUGCCUCAGCAGCCGUAUUUCCGUGCUCUCCUUAAUUGCUACAACGGUUAUGUUUCCUUAAUGAUGAUUAUUUCAGUUCUGUAUAUGCUGUGGAUUCAGCUAGUAGCAUCACCCCCACAUCUGAGCGAGCGAAAUGUUAACAGCCACUUGAGCACAACUCAUGUAUAAAUGUGCAUCUAAAUUCUAAACCAUGGGAUCAUGGUUAUAUCUUU
Molecule: messenger RNA, 2052 nt
Organism: Sorghum bicolor (sorghum)
Lineage: Eukaryota; Viridiplantae; Streptophyta; Magnoliopsida; Poales; Poaceae
Exons: 4
Coding region: 219-1637 (472 amino acids)
Source: RefSeq, a predicted model, not a curated record